CCGCGCCGGCAGGACUCACGCGACCGCGACCCGCGACUCGCGAUCGCGAUGUGCACGUGAGCAUGGAGACGACGUCAGUCGACCCGGCGCCGCACCGGUCGCCGACGCCGGAGUUGCACGCGACGUACACCUCGCUGGAGAUACUCGUCGCCCUAGUCGCUGUCGUCGGAAACACCAUGGUCAUACACGUCUUCCGACGAGACCGACGACUUAGACGACGAACGAACUACUAUAUCGUCUCGCUGGCGAUCGCUGAUUUGCUCGUCGGAGUGCUAGGGAUCCCUUUCGCGAUUCUGGCGUCGGUGGGACUUCCGAGGAACCUGUAUGCUUGUUUGUUCACGACUUCAGUGCUGGUUAUGUUGUGUACCAUCAGCAUCUUCUGUCUGGUGGCCGUGUCGGUGGACAGGUACUGGGCGAUCCUCCAUCCCAUGUACUACUCGAGGAAUGUGAGAACGAAGACGGCGAUAUUGAUAAUCUCAGCGUGCUGGGCGGCGGGAGCUGUGGUGGGCCUGCUGCCCCUGUUCGGCUGGCACGCCGCGGUCGACGACUCCCCCGGCUGCUACUUCGUCGAAGUCAUGGACUACAACUACCUGCUGUUCCUCUACUUCGCCACCAUCGUCACACCAAGCGUGCUGCUGGCGGGAUUCUACGCGCACAUCUACAGGGUCGUUGUUAAGCAGAUGAGCGCUGUGGUGACCGUGGAAGGCGGACAAGGCAGAGAAGGCACCAUGCUUCGAGUCCUCGGGGCGGCGCAGAAGAGAGAAGUCAAGGCCACGCAGAACCUAGCCAUCAUCGUAUUCUUCUUCAUAAUCUGCUGGAUCCCCCUCUACACGAUCAACGCGAUCAAGGCCUUCAUGCCCACUCUGGACAUUCCCAAUACCCUAACCUAUUUCUGCAUUAUAUUCUCCCAUCUGAAUUCCGCAAUCAACCCGCUGUUAUACGCAUAUCACCUGAAAGACUUCCGCGCUGCGCUCAAGGGUUUGAUCUGCGUGAUACUCGGGAGAGGAGUGCCGAUUCCGGCGGCCUACAGGCCGCCCGUGCCGAUUCGGCGGCCAGCUUUAGAGCGAUGCAACGCUCUUAGAGAGAGACCAAAGAUAUACGUGGACUCGCCGGUCUGGAGGCGGCAGAAGGAGGCCGAGGUCAACACGGAGGAGAGGAGCACCGGGGCCGCUCCGGGCCACGACUGCGAGCCUUUCCUUAACGCGGCGAGGGACAGCUCCAGCGGCCGGUACACUCCCGAAGCCCACGAGGGGAGCAAUGGGCCGUACCUCAUCGAGUCCAACCUGCCCUGCCAGAGCCCGUACAAGAAGGUGGAGGAGUUCAUCCGGCGAGUUCGCAGCGUCAGCGCCGAGCCCAGCUGACACGACGACGGCCGCGCCACGGCGAACAGUGUUCCAUGACUUUAAAGCUUUAAUUUAUUAUAUAGUUAGAUUAAGCAUUGAUGUUUCGAUGUGAAUAUUUUUAGAUGUGCAAUUUUAGGAUGAAUAUUGUGUGUAUAAUAGUCAAUGUAUGUAAGGCGCUGCUGCUCGGACCUCACAUUUUUCUUCAAAGUUCCGAACCAUUAAAAUAACAUCUAAAAUGAUUAUAAUACUCUGACUUGUAACUUGUAAGUGUACCAUAUACCAUCAUGUGAGAGAAAUUGAAUCAUACUAGCAACAUAACUAAGCAGCUUAUUAUGGCGGAACUAAGUUUUAUAAGUAGUAAAAUUUUUGUCGGCUACGUUUUUAGGCGUGAUUUGUUAGGAUUGAGAGAACCCAACCAAAUUACGUAGGCAGCUAGUUAUAAUGCUGCCUUUGAAUCAAUUUCCCUGAUAGUAAACAGUUCCUAUUAAUUAAAAUGAAACAGUGUAUUAUGGUGUAUUGAUUCAAAAGUGUAAUCAUGCUUCCAAACAACAUGAUUUUUUUUUAUCCAAGCCGUCAAAGAGCAACUAAGGUCCAAGGACGUGGUGUGGUGUAAGCAUUGCGUUUUGAGAUUAUCUGCUUAAAUAAAUGCUUUAUAAAUGUUA
Molecule: messenger RNA, 2005 nt
Organism: Aricia agestis (brown argus)
Lineage: Eukaryota; Metazoa; Arthropoda; Insecta; Lepidoptera; Lycaenidae
Gene: AdoR
Product: adenosine receptor A3
Exons: 3
Coding region: 63-1361 (432 amino acids)
Biological process (GO): adenylate cyclase-activating G protein-coupled receptor signaling pathway; G protein-coupled adenosine receptor signaling pathway
Cellular component (GO): membrane
Molecular function (GO): G protein-coupled adenosine receptor activity
Source: RefSeq, a predicted model, not a curated record